AUGUCCAGGACGCAGAAGGCGAGCCAGACAUUGCACGAAUACUACGCAGAACUGCGAUACGUAGGAUCACGGAAGGAUGAUAAGGGCCGUAUAAAAGAGGAUGUGAUGAGGAAUAAACAUGCAGUCACUGGUAUCAUGAAGAUCUGCACCUUGUGCGGCGUGAGCGGUGGAGAAAGCGCGUUCGUAAGAGCAAGCUCGCAAAAGAAUAUCAUGAUUCUAUUGAGCGUGCUCUUGGAACAACGCUCAAUAGAAUUAGCACGUGCGUGGACUUGGCUCAAAGAAUGCCCGGCUCGGCGCAAGCGCAUAUGCGCUGAACAUUCUGACGAAGCCGCGGCAUUCCUCGAUGUGCGGCCUGAACGUCUUAAAAACGUCCCUUCAGUUCUAGAACAACAUUGGCUUGCACUUGAUAAGAUCUGCAAGCCGACACGUCGAACUAUUAGGGCGUUUAUUUGGUGUUGUCAUCGAAGACGUUCAGAUCUAAGUCGCUUGGCAGUGCUUGGCAAACAGAAUAAGAUGCUUUGCCGGUCCCAGAUUCAAGCUGAACAAAGUGCAGCAGCGGCAUGUAAGUUAAUAGGUCUCAUUGGCGCUUAUGUAUUUCCCGUUACGGCUGCAAGCCCGCAGCCGCCGUCAUCGGCAAGCAGAACGUUGCCAAACUGUCAUAGCUCACAACGCGAAACGCCAAGUCGUGGAGCAGUCCCAGCGCCUGUUACAAGCGUGCAAUCUUCUCGCUUCCAGCGCACUGGCCAAUCAACCAGUCGACAAGAACGUAGUUUAUUCGAAGGGCCGAUCACUCGUGCGCGCAGCAAAAAGCUUGGAUUGAGCUCUGAGACGGAUAAAGAGGCUCGUUACAAUCCAUCCGAUCAAGCUGUGCGUUUGAGUGCAAAUAGAGGCACCUCAGGCACUCGUCGUCUAGUUGCCAAUACUCCUCGCGCUGGAGCCAUUGCAAAAACGCCUCAUCCUCCAACCGUGACGGAAAUGACAGAAGUUGCAUCGUCAUGUGGGGUCGUUCCUAUAAAUACUGGAGGUACAACAGCGAAAAAGACUAGUGCACAGCAGGUUAUCCUUCACAUGUUUCGAUAG
Haemonchus placei is the source of this 1080-nucleotide messenger RNA. The record is from the annotation of a GenBank genome assembly. NCBI's taxonomy places the organism in Eukaryota, Metazoa, Nematoda, Chromadorea, Rhabditida, Trichostrongylidae.